GUAAGGUUGGUUAUGCUCAGAGAAAAAUGGCGUCAAACCCUUCAUCAUGUACCAUACCAAUUUAAUAAGCAAGUGUCUUCAGUUCCACAUUAUUUGUUUUUCCAUAUAAGUAUGAUAAUGAUUAUUAUACAAGAUGGAAUCUACUGAAAUUGAAAAUCAUCAAGAAAACGAAGUAUGUGAUAAUAGAGUAGCCGAACAGGCUGAAAACGUUGAGAGUCUGAUGAAGGGGGAAUUUCUAUUACCAAUUGAAAACAUAAAUACUGGAAACGAGGCCGAACGGAAACGCCGCGUUCAUAAUGAAGUUGAACAGCGCCGCAAGUGUAAGAUUAACAGCGGCAUUGAUAAGCUUGGUCAUGUUAUUCCAGCCUGUAUCCAAGACAAAAAGAGCAAAACCCAAAUAGUUGAGCUCGCAUUAGAGUAUAUCUUGGAACUGAAGGAUAAAUAUCAUAAAGUGCUUCUUGAAGGAGCAGAGAAAUCAAGAGUUGAGGAGUUGGAAAGGUUAAGGAAAGAAAACAGUCGCCUGAUAGAUGAAAACCGACGGAUGUCUUCAAUGGUUAAUAAUAUAAAGGUGAAUUCAAAUGGAAUUCAAGAGAUUAAAUCUCGUUCAAAGAAGUCGAGGAAUAGCCAGAAGCAAGUGUUUGUAAAACCAGUUGAACCGAUUACUGACUUUUCUGAUGACCUUGCAAAGCUCAACUUAGAGAUGGAACAGAUUCUGGCAAACCAAGAAAUCACCCUUGAGCCAACUCCAACUACUAACCAAAAUGUUACCAGCAAUCUCCUUGAACAGUUGUCGCAGCCAGUAACCAAUCAGGAUCUUGGGUUGAUAACAGCACAAAAUUUGUCGCAUCCAAGCAAUAUUGUGCAAAACCAGCAGACUCUGAACUCUACUGAUAAUGGAGGUUCUGCAUUAGGCAAUGAGAUUCUGUUAAACACCAGCACAACCUCAUCAACUGCCCCGAUUGUCAAUUCAAAUAUGAUUCAGGUAAAACCUGAAGAGUCAAAAAUUAAUAACCAAGGACAAAUGUUAUUGCUUAACAACCCCAAACUGACACAAACAGGUGGAACACAGCCAGUGACAUUGCAAGUAGCAAAUGUUAAUUCACCAUCUUCGGCUGGCGGUCAAAGUAUUCAGAUAUUGCAACCAGGAAAUCAGAUCCAGCUCCAAUCUGGGAUUCAGAAUCAAGGCGUUGCUGUAUCUGGAAAUAAACCUAUUCCACAAAUUCAGCUGACUAGAGGUAACAAUGCCUCUAUUAAGCAAACAAAUGCAACAACCACCUCAAUUCAGUUGCCAGGAAACCAAAACAUUCUUCUUACAAAUCAAGUUGUGGAUCAGUCAAAAACACAAGUGAAGAAUGUUAUACAGAAUCCACAACCUGUAACUAUACCACACAAUUUAAACAGAACAGCAGUGGUGCAACAACCUACACCUGGCCAGCCAUCAACACCUGGUAACCCGGUUAUGCAACCAAUGCAGCCAAUAAGAUUGAUUGUGCCAAUUAUGACAACAGCUACUGGCCAAGCAUCAAUGACACAGCAGUUAACCUUUCGUCUACCGAAUGGUCAAACACAGACUUUUCCUCUAAGGAUAAUUCCAGCCAGUACCGGUGCAUCUAGCACAACUCAGGCUACAACAACAACUCACACCAAUAAUCUCAUGCCUCUGGCUCCUGCUCAGACACCACCAACACAAAAUACCUCAGGAAUGGUCAGAAUACAACCGGCCCCACCAGCAACUGCCACAACUUUACCUGAGAUAAAACCACCAAAUGUAAAGAAAAAAAAGAGCGGCAAGAUAAAAACUUUAACAGACUCUACUGCUGCAGUUGUCCAACAAGCACCCACCUUCACUGCAGCUGGAAAUCAAAGAAUUGUUCGUUUACAAGCUCCAAUUCAAAUAGGACAGAAAAACCCAUCUGGUGCUCAAAACCUUGUUUAUUUACAGCAGAGUGGACAACUUAUUCCAAUUUACCUUCCUGCCAAUACCACUCCUGGCCAGAAUGUUCAAAACAUCAUUGCCAACCAGACAGGAGUUAUUACUACCGGGAAUACUCAAGGCUCCCCACAAAUUGGAACAUCGCAAAGUGGACCGAUUCAACUAACAACUAUGGCCCAGCAGGGAAACCAAAGCUCAUUCAACUCUUGCCAACCCCAGCAGUUGAAUGCCAGUCAAACUCAGAUUGUAUCUACCAGUUCAAAUCAACAAAUAACUUUAGUUUCUCAAGGAAAAGAAACGAUCUUGAAUAAUUGCAACACAACUAUAAUACCUUCAACAGCUGGUCAACCACAGUCUCACAGUGGCAGUACACUCUUACAAACAAGCGACCAACCGGAUGCACUUGCCAGUAUAAUGGCAUCAUCAGAGAUUUCGGACCAAGAUUCUGGAAUUGAGUCACAAGAUUUACAGAAAUCUCACAAAUCUUUAGCUCUUCCAAGGACAGAUGUAACAAAUGCACCUUUAUCUCCACUCUCAGUAUUAACAGCAGAACUUGGAAUAAAUGAGACUGAAAGUCACUCUGGUGGUGAAAAGUCUAAUGAUGUUGAUAGCAGUAGUCAAGACAUUCUGGCGAAGGCAGCAGCAUCAAUUUUCUCUCCCGGACCAUUAGAUGUUGUUGAUGGUGAACAAGAUGGUAAUUCAAUAAUUCAGUUACAAACUGAAGAUAAAAACAUUAUGCCUCAAGAAAGCUGCUCAAGUAUGAACUCAAAUAGUGUUGAGGAUCAAAGACCACUCUUAAUGGAGUCACAGUCUUCGUGGAUGUCGUCAGAGGUUGACCAAAGUGAGCCAAGUGAAAAAAAUAUUGUGCCUUCUAAAUCUACUGAAUCUACUGUAAAAAUAAAACGUAAGGAGAGUCGGAAGAAGCAAAAGAUAAAGCGAAUGAACUCUACCGUUUCGGAAGAAACAAAUCCACAGCAAAAUAUUAGUGAAGCAGGACUUGCACAAGACUUAAUACAGAUGGCAGAUAUGCCAUCAGAAAUACAAACACAGUCAGACUUGAGAUCAGAAGAUAAUCAGAACUACCAGCAACCUCUAAUUGUGUCUCAUAGUCAAUCAUCAGCAUCUAGGUACUCGGCAGAGGCUUUGCUAAGUGGUAUGGUUUCUGAGUCAUCUGCCGCCCAUCAGACUGAGACCAGUUCAAUGUCUAGCACAUCAUCAACUCCAAGCAAUUCUUCAUUUCCAUCAUAUACAGGGUCGAAUAAUUUUGUGAAUGAUAUAUUAAGUAAUUCAAUGAGUGCAAGUGGUUUACCGACAUACAUCAAUGAAGAUGAGCAAAACCAACAGACCAGUCUCUUUUCACCAUACAAGCCCUCAAACAAGGCUUCAUUAGACAAUAGACAUGAAGAAUUCAUUUCAUCUAGGAGUGUUAAAGGAAAGAGCAAGUCACCACCUUCAAGGAGUACAUCCUUUAAUUCACCAGUUCAAGGCAUGACAACGUCAGAUCUCUUAAACAUUGCAGAUUCUGUUUCAGAUACUCAGUCACAAAGUUCAGUUCUACAGGGUCACCAAGAAAAUAUUUUACCAGAAUUUCUUAGUCCAUCAAACUCUGAGAGCUCACUAGUUUCUGAGCAAGAAGCUAAGCUGGUUUCUACACCCACACCAUCAUCAGUUGCACAAACCAAACUUCCAUCAUCAUGGAUUAGUCAUCAUUCAAGAGCUUCAGAGUUAGCAUCAGUUACUCAACAGGCACGUUCUCAAACUAAUAAUCAACCUUUAAACACACCAUUUUCAACGACCACAACUACAGUGACCUCCCAGAGCCCAACCAGCCGACCUAGCUUCUUUUCACAACCUUGGUUGACAACUACAUCAACAAGCUCAACAACAAGUACCUUAGCAUUUACCCAGAGUGUAUUCUCAAGUCCUGUAUCCUCAACAGCUAGAAGUUCACCAAAUUUGACAUCACCACAACAACAGUUAACCAUAGUUAACAAUGGUUCUGUUAUCACACACAGUACUAAAGUAACAGGCAGUCCAUCUAGGCAGGCCAAAGUUCCAGAAAGUAAAAUUUCACCAGCACCAAGAGUCUUCACUAAAGAGACAAUUCACAGAACACUGACAAUGGACAUUGUAGAAGAGCAGACACAAGAGGUUCCAAAGCCAAAGAAGCACCACACUUUACCAAUUUCAGUGCCAGACAGACCGAUUAUCUCAGCAGUUCCUGACAGGCCGUCAGUACCAACAUCUGUAAAACCAAAAGCAAAAUCUAGCAGACGGAAAAAGAAAGCAACGACUGAAAAGAAUCCACCUGUGGAACCCCCCUCUCCAAAUGUAAAUGAAUCAUUGGCCAAUGUAGGAAAACGUGCAUUAGAUAAAGAUUUAGUGGAUAAGUUUCCAUGGUUGGCUGAUGGUGAAAGUGCUAAUGGAAGUCAGGAGAAUGAAGUACAUGAACAAUCACUGAAAGUUAAUACUGCUCAGACUAGUAAAAAUGUGACAUCUUUCAGUGUACAGACAUUAAGCCAGAGUUCAAAUGUUAAAGGAGAUAAAAGUUUGAAAGAUAACCACUCGAGUAAAAAAGAUAUGUCAAAGCAGAUUGAAGCAGUUUCUAAAUCCACUGCUGCUAAAGAAAAGGAAUCAGACCAAAAUGCAGAAUCUGACAAAGCUCAUUUCUGGAACCCUACUUCAAGACUUGCAAUGUUGAACACACAAGAAUCUGUUACAGUGUCAUCAGAGAAUGUUUCAAGGUCACACCCAAGCAAUCAAAAGCCAAUUAAUGAGCCAACCUAUUCAAGUACAUCAUCAGUGAUCACUUCUAACCAUACAACAUACCCUAGGUACACUUCUCACCAACGGACCAGCUCUAGCUACACUCCUGUAGAGGUGUCAAGACCGUCAUUUUCAGACAGUAUGACCACCAGUAGUCUUCACAAUUGUAACACUUUACAGUCAACAGAGAAUAACUCAAAUACAUCCACAUAUGAUCCAUUCUCAACUUUACCCCAAAGUUUCUCAGGAGGGAAUACAUGUUCUUCAAAUCAAGAAGCAGUUGAUAGUCUGCCGGAUCCUGAUAUGGACUUCCUCUCUCCAACACCUGAACCUGCACCAAUGUUUCAGACAUCAUCUAACAGACGCAUGACAAAACAACCAAAGGAAAUCUCAAAUUCAUUACAGUCUCAGACAUCGGUUGCGCAGCAUGGUAUUGAGCAGAGUCAAAGUAAACAGCCCUCUGUAGUGACGCAGAACUGCAUGCAGCAAAGCAGGGACUUCAGUUGUGUUAAAUCACCAACCCAGAGUCAGCAGACCACAAGCUUCAGUGAGCAUAUUCAGAGCACAGUUUUAUCUUUUCAGCCAUCUGUAUCGAAAAGUUCUGAGAGUUCACGCGCUGACUUCACUUACACUCAACAAAAUAAGUUGCCAAGCACUUCCAAGACUGAUUAUUCCCUCCAAAAUGAUGAUCAUACUGACAUUUUUGAUCCAAAUGCGUUGGAUUUCCCAUCAUUGCAUGACUCCCCACCUCAGGAAAACUCAUCCCGUGCAAGCAGUUCUGUUUCAUCUAGUCACAUGUUCCAAACACAUACCGAUUCACAGCAGAUGCGUAUAGACACGCCAAGGUUUGAUAAUUAUCAACAUCGAACAUCUGAAAGUAUUUCUUCAAUGGACAGAGAAUCAAGUAUGAAUUUGUCACAAACUAACCAGGGUUUUUAUAGCAGACAGUCAAGUUUGAAUAACCAGGUUUCUCAUAGCAACCUGAAAAGACCUGCAUCCGAUCAGCACUCUGACCAGAUUUCUGCAAAGAGGCAUCCAAGAGUUGAGACAUCUUCUGUUAACCAGGGUACCCGCAACCACAUGGGAGUACCCACCCCUGAUAGUUUACCUAGAACUCCACUCUCCGUUGAAGGGCAUGUAUCACAACAAGAAACUGGAAGGUUAUCAACGGCGACAAGUAAUGCAAAUGUAGCACAUCAACGACAUCACUCGGAUAGAAACACACCAAAUUAUAAUAAUCCCGCUGAAAAUUUUUCCCAGCCAAGUAGAACUCUUGAAACAGGGCAUAUCUCUUCACGGAACCGUAAACGCAACAACCAGGCACAAUACUACCCUACUUCGCAAACACAUCGUUCGGAAUCUACCUUGUCGCAUGACCAUUCACAUGAUAUGUGGCAUUCGCUUGCGUCCCAGAGGAAUCCCGGAGCAAUGGCGGAAACCUCACCAUUCUUACCAAACUUUUCUGCUUCGCAGCCAUCCCAUAGCACACUUCUAUCACAUGGUGACCUUGCAAGUACAUCAUCAAGCACCAGUUCGAGCAUUUCCCCUUCACGUCGGGUUCGUAAUCCAGAACACCCAACCUACCUUCCUGCUCAUUUGCCCAGUACCUUGCUGUCUAAUCAACCAAACAAAGUUUCUAGAGACACUGAUAUAGGUCAUUUUAAUCCAAUGUUUGCUCCCCGGGCACCGAGUUUAUCAAUGAAUCCACUGCAGCAUAACUUUCCUAUUUUCCCAGAUCAUCAUGCACCAAGCUUCAAUGUGGCUAAAGGGCCUCAAAUCCCAUCGAAUAUGAGCCUGUCAACGCAUCCGCACAUUUCCCCGAAUUUCAGUUUUAAUAGUAUUUUUGGUGAUACAGGGAGCAACGGACAUGUUGACGCUAGCUCCCUCAAUCCCGGUUUACAUGUGCCUCACCUUCACAGUAAUGCUGGCAUUCCUGUAGAAGAACAUUUAUCAUUGCGCGGACAUCACAUUCCAUCUAGACAUGCACAGACAUUUGGUGGUAAUCCCGUAGGUUUAAAUUCUUUGAUGAGACCAAAUGUUCCGCCUGAUGUAAGGCCAUCGUACAAAGUGGCCAUGUCAAUGCACGCCCAGCCGCAUUUUCACGGUGCAUCAUUUGGUAGCAUCCCACCAUAUUAAGAUAAAAUAUUUAUUACAUUUAUUAUGUAUUUCAUUGAAAUUUAUACCAAACAUCUAAUUUAUGUGGAAUAUUGCUUUGAAAAUUUAUGAAAAUGAGAAGUCGUUCAUUUCUUAUAAUCUGGAAAAAUUCCUCUUAGUACUUAUAUUAAAAACUGGUCACUGAUUUUUGGCCACAACGUGUGUUGCUCCUGAUAUGCGUGGUCAGUAUAAUUUCAUGCAACAUAUCGUGACAAAUUAUGACUCUGAUUUUUCACAUUCAGAAGUUCCUAAAACCUCUGUAGUUAAACCUGAUAGAAAUCUGAGUAAUUGUCAUCUUUCUUUUAAAUGAACGUUGCUGAAUUCUAUGCAAGCUUUAACUUCUUACACAAAUUUUAGGAACUUUAUUCCUUUACUAUAGUUUUAAAAAUAAACCAACAAUGGCGAUAGAUAUACUAGAUGAAAAAAUAUGGACCAUCCGCAAAUUGGACAGCUAUUUAGAGAAAAUAAUUACCAAAAUUCAAACAAUUUGAGUUAUGAGAUAAUGAGUUGGACAAUCUGUAAAAGUCAAUUUGAUUUUUCAAAUUGUAAAUUAAUUAACACACCUUAUUUGUAUUUAUGAUCAUGUAAUUUCAUUUAUUUUGAAUUUGAA
Messenger RNA from Anneissia japonica, 7463 nucleotides. RefSeq names its product serine-rich adhesin for platelets-like. The transcript is spliced from 5 exons. Gene Ontology annotation, molecular function: protein dimerization activity. The record is from RefSeq and is a predicted model, not a curated record. Bases 134 to 6835 code for a protein of 2233 amino acids. Lineage: Eukaryota; Metazoa; Echinodermata; Crinoidea; Comatulida; Comatulidae.